This is a messenger RNA of Sciurus carolinensis (gray squirrel), 2424 nucleotides long. It is a transcript of the gene Nol7, whose product is annotated as nucleolar protein 7. NCBI's taxonomy places the organism in Eukaryota, Metazoa, Chordata, Mammalia, Rodentia, Sciuridae. Bases 56 to 826 code for a protein of 256 amino acids. Gene Ontology annotation, molecular function: RNA binding. Gene Ontology annotation, cellular component: nucleus. The transcript has 8 exons. The record is from RefSeq and is a predicted model, not a curated record.
UCAGCGGGCGGCUGUUUCCGGGUCAGAGGUCAGAGCGAUCGGCGCGGCGUGAACCAUGGUGCAGCUCCGGCCGCGCGCUUCCCGCACCCCCGCGUCCGCGGAGGCGAUGGUGGACGAGGGCCAGCCCGCCUCGGAGGAGGUGGAGCACGGCCUGCUGCUCGGGCAGCCCAGCAGCGGCGCGGCCGCCGAGCCGCUCGAGGAUGAGGACGGGGAGGAUGAGCUUGACGACGAGGCCCCCGAGGAGCUGACCUUCGCCAGCGCCCAGGCAGAAGCGAGAGAAGAGGAGCGGCGGGUGCGCGAGACCGUGCGCAGGGAGAAGACGCUGCUGAAGGAGAAGAGGAAGCGGCGCGAGGAGCUGUUCAUCGAGCAAAAGAAAAGAAAACUUCUUCCAGAUACUAUUCUACAACAGUUAACUACAGCUCCACAAACUGACAUAAAGAAAUCACCGGGAAAAUUGGCAGAAGUUAAUUUGCAAAAGAAAAAUGAAGGGUGUGAAAAAGGAAGUGACUCCAAGAAAGUUAAAGGACAAAAAGUACAGUCUGCCAGCCAGAACAAAAGCUAUAUAGCCCUAAGGCUAAAGGACCAAGAUCUGAGAGAUUCAAGGCAACAAGCAGCCAAAGCCUUUAUACAUAAUUCUCUAUAUGGCCCAGGAACCAACAGAACUACUGUGAAUAAGUUUCUGUCUCUUGACAACAAGAGGUUACCAGUGAAAAAGGCUGCAGCCCAGUUUUUGAAUCAUGCUUGGGGAACCCAGAAAAAACAAAACGCAAAGAGAUUUAAACGACGGUGGAUGGUCAGAAAGAUGAAAACUAAUAAAUCAAAGUAAAAGCCAAAUAAAGAAUCUGGUACUGUGUAUGUAACUUAGGAUUCAUUUCUCUUAUAAAAAAAUUAAUCAUUCAUAAAGAAUUUUAAAGUGCCAUCAUAAAAACCAUGUGUAUUUUUCUGCAGAAAUAUUUAGCUAUAUUUCAUCUUUCUAGAGUAUGAGGAUGCCUUCUCAUCUUUGAAAGUCCUGAGAGAAAGUGUGGUUUUAAAAAAUGUUUUCUUUGUUUUCUUAAAUCCAAGCAACUGAACACAGGCAAUGCCCACUUCAGUAAAGGCACCUCUUCCACCCCUUCCACCCGCCACAGGCUGGGUGCGUGGCAGGGUUGGCAGGGAGAGAGGGAGUGUUGGACCCAUGGGGAGGCCUUUUCAAGCACCGCUCCCAGGUGUUCUGGUGCUAUCGAUGAGAUUGGUUUUACAGAAUACUGCUUUGCAAUAAUUCCUCAGGGAGUGAGAGAAGUAAUUUUAAGAGUGUAAAAUCUAAGCAGUCAUCUAUUCUUAGAGAAGAUUCAGCCUGUGUAUAGAUAGUCAGCUGACACCUUUGCCAUACCAAAGGAUCAGGGUAAUCUGUUGAACGGCUUUUUAAAACAUACUUUUAACUAGUUUUGGGGUUUAACUGGCAAGUCUCACAUGCCAUGCUGUGAUUAUGAAAACAAUGAGGCUUCAUUUCCUACUGUCUUUCUGCCAUGUGCAACAUAAGGUUUAAUGCUAAUCCAGGGCGGCCAGUAAAGAAGGCAGUCUUGGGGGCAGAACUCAGAAGCAAUUAAAACAUCAACUGCCCUAAUUCUACACUAACCUAUAAGAAGUAUACACAUACCUGUACAUAAACUCAAUUGACACUGCAGUAUCUGUAGAAGUAAAUUUUUAAUGGCUGGUUAAUUAUAUCACUACAUUUUUAUUGCAAUAUAGUACUCAUUUAAGCACUUAAAAAUGGAAGGUGUACAAAGAUUAAAUUAAGACACAGUAAAUUGACUAAAUAUUUGGUUUUUAUAUAAAUAAAGGUCAUAACCACACUGUUGACAUGUAAUACUGUUAUAAUACAACAGUUAAACUUGUGAGUCUACAACAGAAGUCAUCUGUAAUUAAACAGGAAACAAAGUUGAAAAGACCAUGUUAAAACAAAACUACUGGGACUAACAGGUCGGGAUUGUAAGUAGCAACGAACAUAUUCACUCAGCUCCUGAGCAUUUCAAGUUUUACAGUACACGUUAAAAAUGAUUCCUUCCAUCAACACUAUAGAUUCAAACUGUCGAUGUUUAUGCAUUUUGCAAGUUACACUGAUUGAAUGCUUAUAUGGGAGCGGGGGUCGGAACAUCUCCCAAUUUGAAGUUUACAUCACCCACAUGCUAACACAAACACAACUUGUUCCAUUUCCUCUCCCCAUCUCCUCCCCACAAAGAAGGCAGGACUUUUUGGUUUGUUUUAGGUAAUUGUUUUAAAGGAUUUCUGAUGAUCAAUUUGAAUGUCUGAAAUUCAGUAAUAUUUAACUCUUAGACAACUAAGAGGUUAAAGAUGGAAAAUAAUUUCUCCUAACACUAAGUUAGAAAAUCAUUUGCAUCAUGCUGUAAACUAGGAAGCAAUGUAAAGCGACAAAAACCUGUCCCC